Messenger RNA from Lottia gigantea (owl limpet), 1707 nucleotides. RefSeq lists its product as hypothetical. NCBI's taxonomy places the organism in Eukaryota, Metazoa, Mollusca, Gastropoda, Lottiidae. The annotation marks the transcript as partial. The transcript is spliced from 11 exons. The record is from RefSeq and is a predicted model, not a curated record.
AUGUAUAUCCAGGUAUAUUUCGAUAAAAUUGUAAUAUUAUUAGUUGUUAAUUUGUAUGUGGUCAGUGGAUUUGAGCCAAAAUUUACAGAUAUGAAUAUUAAAGACUCUGUUGGAAACACUAUCCAAAUCCACAAUAAAUUGACCUGUUAUGCAGAAAGGUACACUGAUGUGAGAUGUACCGAUUCCGGAUAUUACGUGGCGCCGUUAAUUUACCAUUAUGGAAUCAAACCUAUGGUAUUUCAAGAACAACAUAAUUGUACUAAAGACGAUCUCAGCGUGCUUCCGAUAGAAUGUUGUGUACCUGAUAGUAACGACUGUACAUUUGAGGAUACCAACCAUAUCAUACAAAUUUGGAAGAUUUGUGGCUAUUCAAGCCAUUGUAAAAGUCUUAUUGGUGGCCGAACCGAUAUAUCAGAAAUGAGAGAUCAUAACUGUGGUAAGAAGUUUAUAAAAGAGAGUGACAUUACUACAAGUCAGUAUUCUUAUCUUAGAUAUGCUUGUUUACCAGAGAAAAUGGAAGUGAAUUUUGAUGGCGGAAAUGGUAAAGGGAAGGCGUUGUUAUUAAAAACUAAAGAAACGACCUACAACACUGGUAUCAAAUUACAGUGUCAUAUUACCACAGAUAAUAAUAACGGUUUAUUAGUUCAGUUUGUCGAUGUUAGACUUUGUAGAGGAGAUACAAGAGUUUGUGAUCAAGCUUUGACAAUAUUUAGGAAUGGAAAAGAAGCUGGAAAAGAGAUCAGUGGAUCAAAAUUUGGGUUGGAAACUUGGUUUGGAUCGCCUGGUCAACCAAACGUGAUUAUCACCUUCGAAAGACAGUCCCCAACAACCAAAUAUAAUAUAUUACUUUAUAUAACUACCAUUUACGGAUUCAGUGACAUCGAAAUCAAAUGUGAUCAACCUUUACCAAUAACAACAACUACAACAAUAAUCACAACAACAGUGCCAUCAACAACAUCGACCACAAGAGCAGAACCACUAACAACAGCCACAACAACAACAGAUGUUGAGAUAGUGGGUGCAGGAGUAGCUGGUAUAUUAUUAGCAUCUUUUAUUUGUCUCUGUACAUUUAGAUACACCAGAAACAAGCCAAGUACUGCCAAGAUCACAUUUGACCAAUCAAAAAGAGAAAUUCGCAUUUUGGAAAAAGUUUCGAGAAAAUCGACUUUAAAGUUUCACCCAAAUUUUCCAGAGGAAAAUCGCUUAUUUUGUGGUUUGGGGAAGAAAUCAGAAACCAAAAGUGCUGUAACAGGCAGAGUUUUCACGUCAAAAAGAGAAAUUCGCAUUUUGGAAAAAGUUUCGAGAAAAUCGACUUUAAAGUUUCACCCAAAUUUUCCAGAGGAAAAUCGCUUAUUCUGUGGUUUGGGGAAGAAAUCAGAAACCAAAAGUGCUGUAACAGGCAGAGUUUUCACGUCAAAAAGAGAAAUUCGCAUUUUGGAAAAAGUUUCGAGAAAAUCGACUUUAAAGUUUCACCCAAAUUUUCCAGAGGAAAAUCGCUUAUUUUGUGGUUUGGGGAAGAAAUCAGAAACCAAAAGUGCUGUAACAGGCAGAGUUUUCACGUCAAAAAGAGAAAUUCGCAUUUUGGAAAAAGUUUCGAGAAAAUCGACUUUAAAGUUUCACCCAAAUUUUCCAGAGGAAAAUCGCUUAUUUUGUGGUUUGGGGAAGAAAUCAGAAACCAAAAGUGCUGUAACAGGCAGAGUUUUCACG